This is a messenger RNA of Prosopis cineraria, 781 nucleotides long. Its product is annotated as heavy metal-associated isoprenylated plant protein 23-like. The transcript has 3 exons. Gene Ontology annotation, molecular function: metal ion binding. The coding region runs from base 157 to 615 and encodes 152 amino acids. The record is from RefSeq and is a predicted model, not a curated record. NCBI's taxonomy places the organism in Eukaryota, Viridiplantae, Streptophyta, Magnoliopsida, Fabales, Fabaceae.
AUUAUAUCUCACUUCAUUUCUCUGUCUGUGAAUCUCUUGUCAAGUGACCUUAUAAGAAGGAGUGGUGCAAAAAAAUCUUAAACGAGUACGCGUAUUAGCUGUUCAGACUUCUGAAGUCUUUGAAGCGGGUUCAUAAUUAAUUAUUACAAGAUAAAAAUGGGAGUUGGAGGCACUCUGGACUACCUGUCUGAUCUAAUGGGCAGUGACCACCACCACAAGAAGAAGAAGAAGCAGUUACAGACAGUGGAACUUAAAGUGAGGAUGGACUGUGAUGGCUGUGAGCUUAAGGUCAAGAAAGCUCUCUCAUCCUUAAGUGGAGUAAAAUCGGUGGACAUAAACAGGAAACAGCAGAAAGUGACAGUAACUGGGAAUGUAGAAGCAAACAAGGUGCUAAAGGCGGCCAAAUCAACAGGGAAAAAGGCUGAGAUUUGGCCCUACGUGCCUUACAACUUAGUGGCUCAUCCAUACGCUGCUCCAGCUUAUGACAAGAAGGCUCCUCCUGGCUAUGUCAGGAGAGUAGAGGGCGCUCCUUCCACAGCAAUCGUGACAAGUUACGAAGACCCUUAUGUUACCAUGUUCAGCGAUGAAAACCCGAAUGCCUGCUCUAUCAUGUAGAUGAUCGAUGAGAGAAAAAUAUGUAUGUUAUCCGAAUAGCUCUGUAAAUUUUUCAAACUUCAACUGGGUUCUUUUAUUUUCUUCUCUGCUUCCUGUCCAAUUUUCAAGCUUUCCUUUUCCUGGAUAUCCUCUACAUUAAAAGGAGUAGUGGUCAUUGUUUUCCUAA